Molecule: messenger RNA, 2214 nt
Organism: Cherax quadricarinatus
Lineage: Eukaryota; Metazoa; Arthropoda; Malacostraca; Decapoda; Parastacidae
Source: RefSeq, a predicted model, not a curated record
CCUCCACCUCCACCCCCACCACCACCCCCACCACCCCCUCCUCCUCCCCCUCCACCACCAUCACCACCACCACCUCCCCCUAUCACCCCCUCAACCCCCAAUCACCACCCCUGCUAUCCACCCCCAUCACCUCCCCCACCACCUCCACCACCACCACCACCACCUCCUCCACCUCCUCCCUCCCCACCACCUCCACCUCCUCCACCACCUCCUCCACCUUCCUCCUCCACCCCCUCCUCCACCACCCCUCCACCUCCUCCACCACCUCCUCCACCACCACCUCCACCACCUCCUCCCACCCCUCCUCCUCCACCUCCUCCACCUCCUCCUCCACCUCCUCCACCUCCUCCUCCACCUCCUCCACCACCUCCUCCACCCCCUCCUCCUCCACCAACCUCCACCACCCCUCCACCACCUCCACCACCACUACCUCCUCCACCUCCACCUCCACCACUUCCUCCUCCACCACCUCCACCACCUCCUCCACCACCUCCACCACCACCUCCCCUCCUCCACCUCCACCUCCAACCACCUCCUCCUCCACCACCUCCACCACCUCCUCCCCCACCUCCACCACCACCUCCUCCUCCCCCACCUCCACCACCUCCUCCACCAUCUCCUCCACCUCCUCCACCACCUUCUCCACCUCCACCUCCUCCACCUACUCCUCCACCUCCUCCACCUCCUCCUCCCCCUCCUCCACCUUCUCCUCCACCACCUCCUCCACCACCUCCUCCACCUCCUCCCUCACCUCCUCCUCCACCUCCUCCACCACCUUCUCCUCCACCUCCUCCUCCACCAUCUCCUCCACUUCCUAGCCCACCUUCUCCUCCACCUCACCCUCCACCUCCACCUCCACCUCCUCCACCUCUCCUCCACCUCCCUCCACCUUCUCCUCCACCUCCUCCACCUUCUCCACCUCCACCUCCUCCACCACCUCCUCCACCUCCUCCUCCCCUCCUUCCUCCACCUCCUCCACCUCCUCCCCCUCCUCCACCUCCUCCUCCCCCACCACCUCCUCCACCACCUCCUCCACCUCCUCCACCCCCACCUCCUCCUCCACCACCUCCACCAUCCCCACCACCUCCACCACCACCUCCUCCUCCACCUCCACCUCCACCACCUCCUCCUCCACCACCUCCACCACCUCCUCCUCCACCUCCUCCACCACCUCCUCCACCACCUCCACUCGUACCUUGUAUGUUUGUAGUAUUGUGGUGUGGCGGCCAGCCGGUACUGUGCCCAGCUCAGGCUCAGGGGCUGGCUGGGAAGCUUGGGGUUAGCUGCUCAGCUCAGCUUCAAGGGCUGGAUGGUAAGCUUGGUGUCGGCUGGUCAACACAGCUUCAAGGACUGGAUGGUAACCUUGAUGUCGGCUGGUCAACACAGCUUCAAGGACUGGAUGGUAAGCUUGAUGUCGGCUGGUCAACACAGCUACAAGGGCUGGAUGGUAAGCUUGAUGUCGGCUGGUCAACACAGCUUCAAGGGCUGGAUGGUAAGCUUGGUGUCGGCUGCUCAACACAGCUUCAAGGGCUGGAUGUUAAGCUUGAUGUCGGCUGGUCAACACAGCCUCAAGGGCUGGAUGGUAAGCUUGGUGUCGGCUGGUCAACACAGCUUCAAGGGCUGGAUGUUAAGCUUGAUGUCGGCUGGUCAACACAGCUUCAAGGGCUGGAUGGUAAGCUUGAUGUCGGCUGGUCAACACAGCUUCAAGGGCUGGAUGGUAAGCUUGGUGUCGGCUGGUCAACACAGCUUCAAGGGCUGGAUGUUAAGCUUGAUGUCGGCUGGUCAACACAGCUUCAAGGGCUGGAUGGUAAGCUUGAUGUCGGCUGGUCAACACAGCUUCAAGGGCUGGAUGGUAAGCUUGAUGUCGGCUGGUCAACACAGCUUCAAGGGCUGGAUGUUAAGCUUGAUGUCGGCUGGUCAACACAGCUUCAAGGGCUGGAUGGUAAGCUUGAUGUCGGCUGGUCAACACAGCUUCAAGGGCUGGAGAUGUGUGAGGCCGCCUUCGCAGUGUGGGGCCCCGGCCUUCUGCAGUGUGAGGCCGCCUUCUGCAGUGUGAGGCCGCCUUCUGCAGUGUGGGGCCCCCUUCUGCAGUGUGAGGCCGCCUUCUGCAGUGUGAGGCCGCCUUGUGCAGUUGAGGCCGCCUUGGUCAGUGUGAGGCCGCCUUGUGCAUGUGAGGCCCCCUUCUGCAGUGUGAGGCCGCCUUCUGCAGUGUGA